Messenger RNA from Cladophialophora immunda, 1654 nucleotides. RefSeq lists its product as uncharacterized. Lineage: Eukaryota; Fungi; Ascomycota; Eurotiomycetes; Chaetothyriales; Herpotrichiellaceae. The transcript has 2 exons. The record is from RefSeq and is a predicted model, not a curated record. Bases 106 to 786 code for a protein of 226 amino acids.
CAACACCCAACCUGGCUUCAUGCCAUUCGUGAGAAGAGGGUAGUGGGUCUCUGUCUCUCCGCGUUCUAGACAGUAUCAAACGAAGUGCAAUUGCCCCAUCCAACAAUGUCUGCCUCAAGAUAUAAGCUGUCUGGUUCCGCGAGGGGGUGGCCACAUACACCAUACACAGACGGACAACAGAUCACACAUAACCACCGUACGCUUGUACACACCGAAGACCAGAUUGGACUGUACGGUAUACGUAUACGCAAGCCCUCAAGUGACCUAUCACGAAUUUACUUGAGCUCGCCUUCUUACCCCAGGAUACUUCAAAUCCCGCUUGAAGGUUUAGCCAUCCACCAUAUACAACAUCUCACUUUCCACCUACAACACCCAACCAACUCCUCUAACCCUCACAACUCACACAACCACAAUCUAUUCAGCACCAAAAGAAACAAUACAAUGCCUCCUCCCAUGCGCAUCCCCCUCGGCCGCCUGGCCCAGCCGACGACGACCCUCCGCGCCUUCUCCUCCGCGACGCCCGGCGCCCUCCGCCGACCCGCCUCGCUGCACUUCCACGGCCACCACGUCACGCACCACCACGCACCGCUCCCGCUGCCGCACGCGGCGUCGCAGCGCAUCCUCUCCAAGGCCUCGCAGACGGCGCGGACGCACUGGGCGACGCUGCCCGAGGCCAUCCGCGACGUGACCAGUUACCUCGCCCUGGGGGCGCUGACCUCCGAGGCCGCCUUCCUGGUGUAUUGCUGGGACCAAAAUGCAGACUUGACGGAUUUCCUGGCUGUAUAACACGUUUUCACGAUUCACGACGGCAAUUUUUCGGGGAUGAAAAGCGGCGUUUAGGGGGAAAAAGGGGAUCGGAUCAGGUUUCAUGGAUUGAUGGGUUAUGGGUUAUCAUUUUCUGCUGUCUCAGAGCAAGGCCAUUUAGGGUGACUGGCCGCACGGACGCGCGAACAUGAACUCGGUUUGCGAGAGUCAGGGGGGCACCAGUCCAUCCUGAAUGCGCCAAAGAGCAGACCCUUGUAGGGGGACCGGCCCUUCGAGUCGGGUCGAGAUACAUCUCGCUCGCUGCCUGGUUGCCUGGCUGCCUGGCCUCGUUGGGUGCAGCAGCACGUGUACAUACAAGAUAUACUCGGACGUACGAGUGCACAAAGUAGCGACUAGUUCAAGAGACAAGGACGCUAUUAUCGACAGCAAAGGAAUCCCACAAUAGGAAUCCCGAGGACGAAUCUCCUCGCGAAAAGGAACAAGGGCACGAGGUCACUCGGAAUGAGGAAAUCCGGACGGGGAGGCAGUCCGCUUUGCGGGAUUUGCGGGCUUUCCAUCUUUCCACCCACUUGCACAAGUAAUGCUGUCACCGGGAUUCUGGUCCAGAUGGUUCUCGCGUGCGGAGCAGUGUACUUGUAGAUCGCCGAAGACGUCGGUUAGGUUCUCGUUCUCUAUCGUUCAAGGCCGCUCCGACGGUUAGCUCCCCAGACUUCACGGGGUUCAUUACCUUCCAAGUACGACCUGCCUGACGGGGGGUGGUCCUGGGUGACUGGUCCCCGAACCAGUUGUCUGCCUCACGAGCGGAAAUGUGAAUAACAAAGACGCAAAUGCCUAGGUGUAGACGAAUAGCUUGCGGCGGCCCACAAACCUCAGGGUUGUUCGGUUGUGU